UUUCCAGGCUCUAGUCAGUAGCCUCUCUUCAGUCCAAACCGUUCUGUGGAAACGCUAGUCGGCUGCUUUUGUAGGGAAGAACUUUUAGUGUUGUUGCUUUGGAAGCUUUAACUAUGAUCCCUUUAGUUAUCCUUGUGUCUUAAUUAUCUUCCAAAAGGCUUAUUAUGUUUGUCUGCUUUGUUUUGGCUUAAGUCUCUCGGGGUUUUUAGGUACCAGCCGAUUUGAUCCUUUCGGCUCUGUAUAUUAUACAUUCCUUCAAUAAAAUCUUUAUAAAAAAAUAAAAUAAAUAAUAAUAACUAAUCCUGCCAAAAUUACAGCCACCUGUUGUGUUUUUCUCUGAGUCUCUCACUCGCUAUCUCCAGCUUUCAUUCGAGCUUUCCUCUUCCCUCAUCUGCAAUCGAAUUCGUAUUACCUUCUCUUCUCGUACAACACCGAGAAUGGUGACGAAAACGAUGGGGAAAGGAUUUAAGCUGAUUUUGGGCUCUCAGUCCAUGGCGAGAAAGCGGAUUCUAGCUGAAAUGGGAUAUGAUUUCACUAUUGUGACUGCAGAUAUUGAUGAGAAAGCUAUUAGGAAAGACAAGCCUGAAGAUUUGGUUGUAGCUGUUGCUGAAGCCAAAGCAAACGAGAUUAUAUCGAAACUGGGAGGUGAAAGCCAGUUUGCACAAGAUCAUCAACCAACUCUAUUGAUUACUGCAGACACUGCUGUUGUGUACAAAGGUGUCAUUAGAGAAAAACCAACCAGUAAAGAAGAAGCUCGCGAGUUUAUCAAAGGCUAUUCUGGUUCACACGGUGGCGUUGUGGGAUCUGUUAUUGUAAGAAACUUGCAAACUGGAGUUAGAAGAGGUGGGUGGGAAAAAGCAGAGGUUUAUUUCCAUGAGAUACCAGAGCAAGUCAUCGACGACCUUAUUGAUGAUGCAAUCACUUUCAAGGUUGCUGGAGGUUUGAUGCUGGAGCAUCCCCUCAUUUCACCUUUUAUCGAUUCCGUGAUGGGAGGAGUUGAUACAGUUAUGGGACUUCCUAAAGAACUCACUGAAAAAUUCAUCAACGAUGUGUUGUAGCUCAAGCCACUUUUUGAUUGUGUAGGAAGGUUUAGAUAUAAAUACUUUUGUAUAUCUAAUCAAUCUUGAAAUCAUUUUAAAUGUGUCCAAAGAAAAGUUAUGAUGGCAAUCAAAUAUAUUAAGA
Molecule: messenger RNA, 1182 nt
Organism: Camelina sativa (false flax)
Lineage: Eukaryota; Viridiplantae; Streptophyta; Magnoliopsida; Brassicales; Brassicaceae
Molecular function (GO): nucleoside triphosphate diphosphatase activity
Source: RefSeq, a predicted model, not a curated record